UCAGCUGUGUCCAAUCACAGCUGAUCACAUCUGUCACGCUGACAGCUCGAGAGGAGAGGAGAGCCGGUAAUCACUGAUGAUCAGUGCGCCCUGAUAAUCAGUGUGGCCCCAGAAGUGCCACCUGUCAGUGCCCAUCAGUGCCACGUGCCGGUGCCCAUCAGUGCCACGUGCCAGUGCCCAUCAGUGCCACAUCAAUGCCACAUAUCAGUGCAUACCAGUGCACAUCAAUGCCACAUAUCAGUGCCCAUCUGAGCUGCCUUUCAAUGUCACCCAUCAGUGCCAGUCAGUGCCACCUAUCAAUGCCAAUCAGUGCCACCCAUCAGUGCCAGUCAGUGCCGCCUAUCAGUGUCGCCUAUCAGUGCCAGUCAGUGCUGCCUAUAAGUGCCAGUCAGUGCCACCUAUCA
This is a messenger RNA of Staurois parvus, 404 nucleotides long. The record is from the annotation of a GenBank genome assembly. NCBI's taxonomy places the organism in Eukaryota, Metazoa, Chordata, Amphibia, Anura, Ranidae.